Messenger RNA from Histoplasma mississippiense, 330 nucleotides. RefSeq lists its product with no specific name. The record is from RefSeq and is a predicted model, not a curated record. The transcript has 4 exons. NCBI's taxonomy places the organism in Eukaryota, Fungi, Ascomycota, Eurotiomycetes, Onygenales, Ajellomycetaceae. Bases 1 to 330 code for a protein of 109 amino acids.
AUGCUGCGCGAUAACCACGGAACUCGCUAUGGGAGCCGAUCAGCCAGCAAGAAUCACAAGCUACCUAGCUUAGAUAGUGUUGGGGAUGUAAAGCCUCUCGCCCUAAACUGUGAGCGCUCGGGAGAGCUUGCUUAUGUCAACGGGCUGGAACUGACCCAUGCCAAGAAAAGUAAUGUGACUGUGCAAUUUCUCUCACUAGUAAAAGGCUCAGUUGAACGCUGUCAGGUCAGACUGGACCCCGAGCAACCUGCAGAAUCACCCCAGCGAAUCAUUGUCAAGGAGUUGCUUCCGCUCGAGAUUCACCACCACUUCGCUCACUUCACUAUCUAG